This is a messenger RNA of Leopardus geoffroyi (Geoffroy's cat), 8458 nucleotides long. It is a transcript of the gene ILF3, whose product is annotated as interleukin enhancer binding factor 3. Gene Ontology annotation, molecular function: double-stranded RNA binding; single-stranded RNA binding. NCBI's taxonomy places the organism in Eukaryota, Metazoa, Chordata, Mammalia, Carnivora, Felidae. The record is from RefSeq and is a predicted model, not a curated record. The transcript has 20 exons. The coding region runs from base 2002 to 4704 and encodes 900 amino acids. Gene Ontology annotation, cellular component: precatalytic spliceosome.
UGCAUCCAUUUUAGUAACAUUUUUUACACCUUACCUUUUAAAUAACUGAGACAUUUAUUUGAGACACAGAAAUGUGCCAAGUGCUUUAAAAAAAACCACCAUUAGGGCGCCUGGGUGGCUCAGUCAGUUAAGCACCCGACUUUCGGCUCAGGUCAUCAUGAUGUCACGGUUCGCUCGUGGGUUCAAGCCCCGCGUCUGGCUCUGUGCUGACAGCUCAGGGCCUGCAGCCUGCUUCAGACUCUGUGUCUCCCUCUCUCUUUCUCUGCCCCUCCCCCGCUUGCACUCUAUCUCUCUCAGAAAUAAACAUUAAUUUUUUUUAACCAACGUUUUGUAGAAAGGAAAUGAAGGCUCAGAGAGGUAGAGUUUUUGGUCACACAGGGGACUCAAAUCUGGAACAGACGAUGGACCCAUUAACAAAGGAGCUGCACCGUCCCUACAUUUUUGCCAGGAAAAUCGUUAUUAUGCCUUAAAUCUUUUUAAGUUUAUUUAUAGAUUUUGAGUGAGAGAGCACGGGUGCGAGUAGGGGAAGGGCAGAGAGAGCGAAUCCCAACCAGGUUCGUUCUCACGAACCAUGAGAUCACGACCUGAGCCAAAAUCCAACUGAGACACCCACGUGUCCCACGUUAUGCCUUAAGUCUUGAGCCACUUCUUUCAGGUAGGAAACCUUUCCAAUGAUUCCUUGUUCCGAAUCCCAGCAGCUUCUGAACAGCAUCGCACCUGACAACAUGCCUAGUAACGCCUGUCAAGCGCUAGCUUGAUUCUGACACUGAAGCGGCGCCGGGCUUACUGUACAUACUGUUUGUACAUCGGGGAUCUCACGAAGCGCCCCGGAGAAUUCAACAUUAGCCUUUAAAAUAGAAGACGCUCUGAGGCCUUUACUUAUGAACCCCGAGCUGUGGUUGGCCGAGCGUCUGACUUGCUCACCGGGCUCUCCCACGAGCAGUCUGUGAAUCCUCUAGUCGGGCCUCAGUUUCUCCAUUUGUCAAAGGGCGACUGGAAGAUGUCGAGUAGUUCGGCUCUGCCCUUCGGAGGCCUGGGCCCGGCAGGGCAGCCGGACACUACAUUGGGGGUUUGAUUGCAGGACUUAAGAACUGGAGCGCUAGCCGACGCCGGUCCCGGGGCAGCAAGAUCUGUCCGGCCGUUCCCGACACCUGCAUCUCGGGUCUUCUAGGCCUCUAGCGAGAGACACAGGGAGAUGGGAGGAAGCUCCGCCAGGUAGCCUCGGAUGGAGGUUGAAGAUCCCGGACCAAAUUCGGCCACUACAAGUAUACUCUUGGGACAGCCUCUCAAAGAGGUUUCCGCCAACGUACACGCGAGAGACGGGUGUAAGAUGGCAGCCACGCAGGCGCAUAAACUAGCAGCAGGGGGAGACUCCGCCUCCCGCCCUGAACCACGUGGUGAUGCCGCUUAAAACCGCCAUUGAAAAAAAGAACGGCGACCAUAUCACAUGAUGGAGACCUACCAAUACCAAAGGAAAGCGCCAAAGUCCUUGUCACGUGGCCAAGACUCUGUAUUGGCCACUGUCACAUGAUCAAGGACUCGAAAAGGGAGGUAAACGUUUCGACUCCACGUGACCAGAACGCAACGGCUACGCUCUUGCCACGUGACUAAAGCCCACCUCCUUAUCUCUUUUCGUUGCUCCCUCCCUCCCGGGCUGGGCCUGCGUCAAGCGGCAACGCGGCGGCAGGGGGCGGGGCCCCAGCCGAUCACGUGGCCCGCACCUCCCCGGCGCGCGCCCGCCCGCCCGCUCGCCCCCGGCCCCGGCUCCUCCUCCUCCUCUUCUCGCCAUUGCAGUUGGACUCAGCAGCCCGGUGCGCACCGCGUGGCUUUUGGGGGGAGACCCCGGCGGGCUGUGGUAGGAGGGCGGCGGCGGCGGUUGCGGUCGGGGAAGGGAACGCCGACAAGAUAGUUGAAGUAUUGAUAACACCAAGGAAAUCUGUCACAGUUUGAAAAGAUAAGCAAACAUUUGAUUUCCAGACACUACAGAAAAAAGAAGUAAAAAUGCGUCCGAUGCGAAUUUUUGUGAAUGAUGAUCGCCACGUGAUGGCAAAGCAUUCUUCUGUUUAUCCAACCCAAGAGGAACUGGAGGCCGUCCAGAACAUGGUGUCCCACACAGAGAGGGCUCUCAAAGCUGUGUCUGACUGGAUAGAUGAGCAAGAGAAAGGAAGCGGUGAGCACGCUGAGUCUGAGAACGUGGAUGUGCCCCCAGAGGACGAGACCAAAGAAGGGGCUGGGGAGCAGAAAACGGAGCACAUGACCAGAACCCUGCGGGGUGUGAUGCGUGUUGGCCUCGUGGCAAAGGGCCUGCUGCUCAAGGGGGACUUGGAUUUGGAGCUGGUGCUGCUAUGUAAGGAGAAGCCCACCACUGCCCUCCUGGACAAGGUGGCCGACAACCUGGCCAUCCAGCUUGCUGCUGUUACAGAAGACAAGUACGAAAUACUCCAGUCUGUCGAUGAUGCUGCGAUUGUGAUAAAAAACACAAAAGAGCCUCCAUUGUCCCUGACCAUCCACCUGACCUCCCCUGUUGUCAGAGAAGAAAUGGAGAAAGUAUUAGCCGGAGAAACGCUAUCAGUCAACGAUCCCCCGGACGUUCUGGACAGGCAGAAAUGCCUUGCUGCCUUGGCGUCCCUCCGACACGCCAAGUGGUUCCAGGCCAGAGCCAACGGGCUGAAGUCGUGUGUCAUUGUCAUCCGGGUCCUGAGGGACCUGUGUACCCGCGUGCCCACCUGGGGUCCCCUCAGAGGAUGGCCCCUCGAGCUUCUUUGUGAGAAGUCCAUCGGCACAGCCAACAGACCCAUGGGUGCCGGCGAGGCCCUGCGGAGAGUGCUGGAGUGCCUGGCGUCGGGCAUCGUGAUGCCAGAUGGUUCUGGCAUUUAUGACCCUUGUGAAAAAGAAGCCACUGAUGCUAUUGGGCAUCUAGACAGACAGCAACGGGAAGAUAUCACACAGAGUGCGCAGCAUGCUCUGCGGCUUGCUGCGUUUGGCCAGCUCCAUAAAGUUCUGGGUAUGGACCCUCUGCCUUCUAAGAUGCCCAAGAAACCAAAGAAUGAAAACCCAGUGGACUACACAGUUCAAAUCCCCCCCAGCACCACCUAUGCCAUUACACCCAUGAAACGCCCGAUGGAGGAAGACGGGGAGGAAAAGUCUCCCAGCAAAAAGAAGAAGAAGAUUCAGAAGAAAGAGGAGAAGGCAGAGCCGCCUCAGGCUAUGAAUGCUCUCAUGAGACUAAACCAGCUGAAGCCAGGACUGCAGUAUAAGCUGGUUUCCCAGACCGGUCCAGUCCACGCCCCCAUCUUUACCAUGUCUGUGGAGGUAGAUGGCAACUCCUUCGAGGCCUCUGGACCGUCCAAAAAGACUGCCAAGCUUCAUGUGGCCGUUAAGGUGUUACAGGACAUGGGCCUCCCUACCGGCGCUGAAGGCAGAGACUCCAGCAAGGGGGAGGACUCGGCCGAGGAAACGGAAGCGAAGCCGGCCGUGGUGGCCCCUCCCCCUGUGGUGGAAGCCGCUUCAACCCCCAGCGCCACCUUCCCCUCAGAUCCCACUGCCGAGAACGUAAAACAGCAGGGGCCGAUCCUGACCAAGCACGGCAAGAACCCUGUUAUGGAACUCAAUGAGAAGAGGCGCGGCCUCAAGUACGAGCUCAUCUCCGAGACUGGGGGCAGCCACGACAAGCGCUUCGUCAUGGAGGUCGAGGUGGAUGGACAGAAGUUUCAGGGUGCUGGCUCAAACAAAAAGGUGGCAAAAGCAUAUGCUGCUCUCGCUGCACUAGAAAAGCUGUUCCCCGAUGCCCCUCUCGCCCUGGAAGCCAACAAGAAGAAGAGAGCCCCCGUGCCUGUGAGAGGUGGACCGAAAUUUGCUGCUAAGCCACAUAACCCUGGCUUCGGCAUGGGAGGCCCCAUGCAUAAUGAAGUGCCCCCGCCCCCCAACCUCCGAGGGCGGGGAAGAGGAGGGAACAUCCGAGGUCGAGGGAGAGGGAGAGGAUUUGGUGGCGCCAACCACGGAGGCUACAUGAACGCCGGCGCCGGAUAUGGCAGCUAUGGGUACGGAGGCAGCUCGGCAACGGCAGGCUACAGUCAGUUCUACAGCAACGGAGGGCAUUCUGGGAAUGCCGGUGGUGGCGGCGGCGGGGGCGGUGGUGGCUCCUCUGGCUACGGCUCCUACUACCAAGGCGACAACUACAACUCACCAGUGCCCCCGAAACAUGCUGGGAAGAAGCAGCCCCACGGGGGCCAGCAGAAGCCCUCGUACGGCUCAGGCUACCAGUCCCACCAAGGCCAGCAGCAGUCCUACAACCAGGGCCAGUACAGCAACUACGGCCCCCCACAGGGAAAGCAGAAGGGCUAUAAUCAUGGACAAGGCAACUACUCCUCCUACUCAAACUCCUACAGCUCCCCCGGGGGCGGGGGCGGAUCAGACUACAGCUACGAGAGCAAAUUCAACUACAGUGGUAGUGGAGGCCGGAGCGGCGGGAACAGCUACGGCUCAGGCGGGUCGUCCUACAACCCAGGGUCACACGGGGGCUACGGCGGAGGUUCUGGGGGCGGCUCCUCAUACCAAGGCAAACAAGGAGGCUACUCGUCACAGUCCAACUACAACUCCCCCGGGUCCGGCCAGAAUUACAGCGGCCCUCCCAGCUCCUACCAGUCCUCACAGGGCGGCUACGGCAGAAACGCAGACCACAGCAUGAACUACCAGUAUAGAUAAAGCCCCCCGAGGGGUGAAGAUUUGUACCUUCUGCACUUCCCCCUCGUCGUAAGAUUCAGUUUUAUGCAUCACAGUUAACAUGUCAGCUGGCCCCUCCAGGCCCCCUCGCCCCAACCUGUCCACAUUGCUGUGUUGUGCGGUGCAGCUGGUCACUCCCGUGACCCGUCCUGUGACCCUUAUUUAGCUGUGUUUGGGACUUCCGUGUCUUCGAUGGUUUGUUAGUUGCCAUUACAACUGUCUGAGUAGAGUUUGAGUUCUUACAGUUAAGUAUCCCUCUGUCUAUUUACAAUUGGUGUUAGCGUUAACUCAGUUUGUCUUUAAAUAGCUCCAGAAGGGAUACAUCAUCUGUUAAUGCUUUUGUGAAGUGAGUUAAACGAGCUUUCUGUAUUUUAAUGCUUUAGUGUUUCAGUUUUAUAAGUGAAGAUUUUAUUUUAAAAACCAGUGGGAAAGAGUGGGGUUUUUUUUGUAUGUCUGGAUCAUUCAGGCAGUACAUCUGAAUUAAGCUGAAUGUAGACAAAUAAAAGAAAAAGAAAACUCUGCGCCCGUCGUAGGCCUGGGUGUCUGACCCACCAGCAGUGUGAUGGGCAGGUUCCCCCACUGUUCCCAGCAUGGGAAUGCGGGGCGGGGGUGGCAGGACAGCCCCUCGUCACCCAAGGGUCCAGUUCCAGGCCUCUCGAUGCCUUCACUCCAAGGUUGGCCAGGGCCAGCAACCCGGUAACACGGGAUCUUGUUUUGUCAGUGUCCUGGGGGGCUCCAGGUGGUCUGCAGAGUGGCCUACGCUCCUGUUAGGGGUUUGCUCCCACAAGUCAGCAUGCUUGCUUUCUUGCCCCGUGAAUUCUGGCGUAGCUUUAAGUACAGUUUCAUGUCACUGUGGAGUGGAACUUACGUAGGUUUGGUACGUGUAACCCAACUUGCAAAAGGCCAGUUGAAUCUGGCUAAAGCACCCCCAAGAUCUGGGAAGCCCAGCCUGGAACCUUCUCUGUCUGGAUGGUGUGGUUUUGUGUCCCCAACAGCUGCAGCCUCGUGGUGCUGCCCCCCGCCCAGAGGUUCCGAGUGUGCAGGCGGGGUUCUUUCUAGCUGCCCAGCCCUGUUCUAACAGGUUUCCCUGGAGUGGUGCGUCUCAAUCACAGGCAGUUUUGCAUUGGGGGACGUUUGUCACCUAGCGGGUGGGGGCCAAGGAUGCUACUGACCGCUCUGCUUAAGUGUCAGCCACGUGGAGGUGGAGAAACCUGCCCUGAGAGCAGCCCUUCCCCACUCUGGCCCUGCCCCAGGGGGUGGGCAGGGGGCAGCGCUGUCCUUGCCUUUGCCCAGGCUUCGACUCUGUCUGGGAAGAGCCUCUCCAGUGAGUCUGGGCUGCACGUCUGCAGGGACCCUUCUCCUCUUCCCAUCUCUCUGCUAUCCCUCAGACCAGGCAUCGUUCGAAUUCUGAACUGCAGGCAGUCCUUGGCCUCCUGUGCUUGAUGAACCAUAGCCUUGGGGAGAAGAGCAAACCAUUCUCGAUUCAGAACUCCUCAGCUGAGGCAGAAAAUCCAGUGUGCCUUCAAAGGAUGAAGAUUUGCCUUGGAGAGGUGGAAGAAAGGUGUUCUGCACUUAAAAAGAAAAAAAAAUAUGGGAAGAAUUUGGCCUUCUGCUGGAGCAGAGGAGGACCCAGAUACCAGUGGUCCAGCGUGGGGAGAGGGAGGGAUGGUGUGAUGCCCACCCAAGAGGCAGUCCACAGUGCAAGCACCAGGGUGGCCUGCGGUACACUGGAUGUGUGUGUGCAUGUGCACUAAUAGAGACGAGAGACAGGCCUUAAGGAUGGGUCCCAACCCAGACUUCGAUGGGAUAUGAUAUGUCCAUGACCCAUCUCUCCUGGACACCUCCAGGGGCUGGGAAAAGGAGAUCAUUGGGACCCUGUGUUGAAAUGAGAAGAUCCAGGCUGUGGGUGGGGCCUGCACCACUCCGGAACCCACAGGGAAGAACGUCCCCCCGCCCCACCUCCAGAUGCCUUCAAGCUGUGGGCCUGUAUUCUCAGCUCGGGUUUCCUCGCCAUCAGUUUCCCAAGCAGUGACCACCACCACGUUGAAGUUUCUGAAUGUAGACCCUUCACAAGGGCAAGAAUCUCGAAGGCAUUGGAGAAAACUCCCAGGCCACCUUGAUGUGGAGACCUCAGGGAGCUGUUACUUGGUGCCAUGUUCUUCUUGUGAAAAACGGCAGAUCUCCAGGUUGCUGGUCGCUGAGGGAUGCUGGUCUGAGUCCCUGGGCCUGGCCUGAGUGCUCCCAAAGCCAGGACAAGUGUUACUGACCUGAGAGACUUCCGUUGCCAAGAAGAAAGCAGUGUCUGAGAAGCAGGAUCUUUCCUUGUUUCAUCUAGUUUCUGGUGACUUCUGGGCAUUCCUUGGCUUGUGACUGCAUUCCUCCAGUCUCUGCCUCCACCUUCACAUGACCUCCCUGAGAGCCUCUUGUGUCUCAGAUCUCCUUCUUACAAGGACACCAAUCAUUGGAUUUCAGGUCCACCCUAAUCGUGGGUGAGCACAUCCCAAGAUCCUUCACAUUCAUAGGUAUUGGCACUUAGGAGUUGGAUAUAUGUUUUUGGGAGAACAGUAUUCAACAGCCUGCAAAAGCGUUGGGUGAAGACUUCAUCCCAUGCUGCUAGAACAGCCCUGGGAGUUUGUUGACCACAGCCAGGAUCGCCACGGUCAGCAUGGCCAGUGCCUGUCCUGAAGCGACAGCUCAUGAGCACACGUGCCUUGGCAUCCUAACUGCUUGGGGACUUCAUUGGUGCUAAUGGCACUGUGGUGUAGCCGACCAGGAACAGUAUCUCAACCCUCAGGACUGCCACCCCAGGGAGCUGGGUUCAGGAAGGUGUGGCUGACACCAUGAGCAUGGAGAAGACCUGGGUGCUGGCCUGAUCGAGUCCUUUCCAGCCUGCUGCCCUGCAAGCCCAGGAAGCCAGCCUGGAGGAGGUUCUCAGAUGCUUCUCUGGGUCCUCCUCAGCCAGGGACACGGUAGGCAACAGAGAGAUGCUUCGGUCCGCGUGCUGCCAGAGAGGAUGGUGACACGCGUCUUUCAGUCACCAGUGGAGAUCACCAGGAGCAUCAGCAGGAAGAGCCAGUGGGCCCACAAGCUUAGCAAGUUGGUCAGGAUAGGGUUAUUUGGUGGAUAGACCAUGAGUGUCAGGGACCUGGGACUGGACACCACCCCAGAGGGCUCAGGAUGCUUUUGGAGGGAGGAAAGGAGAAAGACCUCUACUGAGGGAACAGCUGGCCGUGUGUGGUGGGCUGAGGUGACGUCACAGGGGCAGAGCUUUGCAGGGAUUUUCAGAUGAUCCCACGGGGAGGUGUGGGGUGGUUGAGACCUAGGACCAAAGGGGCCCUCUAAGCAGUAGUGGGGCACAUCCAGUAUUUCCACCUUUCUGCAUUGAGCAGAAUCACUAGAGUCCUGGUUGCCCCUCUGGAGUGGGGUCCAGUCUCACCUGGAAGUCAACACCAGCUGCCUCCACUCUGGCAGGGAAACAUGCACUGUUCCUCUGACCACUGACCAUUCUUGAGUGGUCAGCAUGGCCUGUUCCGCCCCUAGGGACUGGCCUGGUCCAGCUGGGCUCAGCCUCAGGACUCAGUCAGUCUCCAGGUGUGAGCCCGCCCCACACUGUCUGUGCCCUUUGCAGGCCUCUCCUGAGACUUCUGGACACAAAUCUUGGGCCACCCACCAGCAAGCCUUGGCCUGGAUGCUCAUUCUAACCCAUCCCAGAAUAAACGGAAGCUUCAUGUGUUCA